This is a messenger RNA of Wyeomyia smithii (pitcher-plant mosquito), 2226 nucleotides long. RefSeq lists its product as uncharacterized. The transcript is spliced from 7 exons. NCBI's taxonomy places the organism in Eukaryota, Metazoa, Arthropoda, Insecta, Diptera, Culicidae. The record is from RefSeq and is a predicted model, not a curated record. Bases 1 to 2226 code for a protein of 741 amino acids.
AUGUCGUACAAUGAUUUGUAUAAAGCUUACAAACGCUGCUUCGGCUCGGAGUUCAGUGGAAAAAAAAUUCAGGAUGACGUUAAUGUUUUGUGGAAAAAGUUAAAAAAUGACAGUAAAAAUUUUCCGAAAAAUGUAGAAGAGAAAGUCAAAGAGUUGAAAAAAUCUGCGACGGUUAAAAAAGCAGGCCUCAUGUCAUAUUUCACCAAGCGAAGAUUCGACGAUGGGGUGCAACCUGCACCAGCCCAAGAAAAGCUGAAGAAGGAAAUUGCCGUUUGUGAAUCCGAGCUAAACACUGCUUACCUAGCCCGGGAUUCAGGACUUUCAGAUUUGUCAGUUCAUUGCCGCAUUACCAAACUUAAGAAUGAUUUGGAAUCCAAGAGGAAACAAUUGAAAAGGAAACAAAUCAAGGCAAAGUUGGAGAGAAAAUAUCGGGCAAACCGGAAAAGCGCUCUGAAGGAGAUCUUAGCCAAGGAUCCCGAAUUGGCCUCAUCUCUCAAAAUCCGUCAACAACCUGGUAAACCUCGAAUAGAGCUCGACCAACCGGAACUCUUGUCUACCAUCGUCCAAAUCGCCAUAGCUGGUGGAGCAGCUGAUGAACGACGGCGCUCUGAAAAAAUCCGCACUUGUAAGACGCUCGAUGAGCUACACGAUGAACUGGAUAUACAGGGUUUUAAACUAUCCAGAAGCGCCACAUAUCUUCGCUUGUUACCACACGAUGCUCGCAAUUCCGAGGGGAAACGACAUGUGAAAACGGUACCGGUGAGAUUGUGCAAGCCAGAAAAUUCACAGCAUAAAAUUCACGAAGACGGAAAGUUCUGCACUGCAACCAUCAGAUCCGUAGAAACACUGGCAUCAAUUUUGGGAAAUUCCCAGGUUGCUAUUGUAUCUCAGGACGAUAAGGCACGAGUUCCUAUCGGGAUAACCGCUGUCAACAAACAGGCUCCGUUUCUGAUGAGCGUUGAGUACAAAAUUACCUUGCCAGACCACGACUGGGUUGUCGCUGCAAGGCAUAAGCUGAUACCAAGUGUUUAUGCUGGAAUUAUGAUUGCAAAUGACAAGAUUGAUGGAAAUCCUGCGUCCGUGUCAUACUCCGGGCCAUCGUUCGUUGCAAUCCGGUCGGGAAAGCAUUCGACAUCAAACGCUUCAACACACGCACAUGAUUUCGAUAUACUGCUUGAUACGCCUGAAUUUGAUGUAAUUUUAAAAAAUAACGGUGAUGUCAAACCUGUUAUUAUUUUAUCAGUCGAUGGCGGGCCAGACGAAAAUCCCCGUUACCCAAAAGUAAUAAACCACGCAAUCCAGCAUUUCCAGCGGUACAACCUUGAUGCUUUCUACAUUUUUACAAAUGCACCUGGUCGAAGCGCUUAUAACCGCGUAGAAAGGAAAAUGGCCCCACUGAGCCGCGAGCUCUCAGGGGUGGUUCUGCCUCACGAGCAUUUCGGAAGCCAUCUUGAUGCACAUGGUAGAACAAUCGACGAGGAUUUGGAGAUCGAAAACUUCAAAUUUGCAGGAGAGGUAUUGGCCGAAAUAUGGAGUGAAUUGACAAUCGACAAUUAUCCUGUGAUUGCUGAAUAUUUCGGAACAGGAUCCGAAAAAUCGGUUGAAGCACCAUCUUUAGAAUGGUACGCCUCACAUGUGAGAGAAAGCCAAUACUUUCUCCAGAUUGUGAAAUGCAAUGAUGUUGCCUGCUGUGGAUUGCUUCGCAGUGAUUUAAAAAACAUAUUGCCGGACGGAUUUUUUCCAGCACCAUUCCCAAUGCGCCGAACACCCACUGGACUAACCAUUCCGGAACCAGAGGAGGUGUGUGAUGAAGACACCUUUCCUCCUUUUUUACUACGGAACGCGAUAAACAUGAAACCAAAGGCUGCAACAUACCCUGAUCCUCCCCCAUACGAUCUCUACUGCCCAUCGAUUAAUGAUCAGUUGACGGGACGACUUUGUGCCGAAUGUGGGUUGUAUUUUGCAUCGAAAUCGAAUGCAGCUCGUCACAAGAAAGGAAACCACGGUGUUCGUCUUUCUAAAAAAACUCGUCCCUCGAAGAUUCUAAGAACGACAAUUGAUGAAAUUUUAUGUUGUGUUGACGUCAACGGUCAGACUGAGGUCUUAUGGCUGGACAAGGAUACUGUGGAAGACAUUGAACUGGCGAAAGAAAGCGAUGUUGAUCCCGUCUUUCCUGUGGUCGGGGAUAUUUCACACUGGGUACGAUCACCAUGGACAGAAGAUUGA